Messenger RNA from Rhea pennata, 3954 nucleotides. It is a transcript of the gene GPR137C, whose product is annotated as G protein-coupled receptor 137C. Gene Ontology annotation, cellular component: lysosomal membrane. The record is from RefSeq and is a predicted model, not a curated record. The transcript is spliced from 7 exons. The coding region runs from base 14 to 1210 and encodes 398 amino acids. Lineage: Eukaryota; Metazoa; Chordata; Aves; Rheiformes; Rheidae. Gene Ontology annotation, biological process: positive regulation of TORC1 signaling.
CUCCCGCUGCCCCAUGAGCGCGACGGCGGCCCUCGCUGAGGGGGCGGCCCCGGCGGAGGGGGCCGCCGUGCCCUACGCCGUGGAGCUGGGGCUCACCGUGCUCCACACGGCUCUCUACGCCGCCCUCUUCCUCUUCGCCUACCUGCAGCUCUGGCUGCUCCUCUACUACCGGGAGCGGCGGCUGAGCUACCACACGCUCUGCCUCUUCCUCUGCCUGCUCUGGGCAGCCCUCAGGACCACCCUCUUCUCCUUCUACCUGCAGAACUCCCUGCAGGCCCUCCGCCUCCAGCAGCCCUUUGCCCACUGGCUCCUCUACUGCCUGCCCGGCUGCCUACUCUUCUCCAGCCUCUGCCUCCUCAACCUCUAUUUCGCUGAGGUCAUAUUCAAAGUGAAAUGUGCAGCUGAAUUCAACAAGUACAAGGUCCUGUUGUACCUGGGCUCUGUAUUUACCAGCCUCCUCUUCCUAGUAGUGAACUUAACUUGUGCAAUGCUAACUCAUGGUGAGGUCCCAGAGAACCAGCUAAGAUGGACAGUCCUUGCCCGUGCCCUAGUCAAUGAUAGCCUCUUCAUCCUCUGUGCCAUCUCACUGGCUUGCUGCAUGUGCAAACUGGGAAAAAUGUCUUCAGCAAAUGUCUACCUCGAGUCUAAGGGAACAUCUGUGUGCCAGGCUAUUCUUGUCGGAUCUGUAGUUGCUCUUCUGUAUUCCUCAAGGGCUUGCUAUAACUUGGUAGCUGUGGCCAUAUCUCCAGACGAUGUUCCUGGUCCUUUUAACUAUGGCUGGGACAGCCUUUCAGAUAAGGUGCGUGUGGAAGUGAGCAGUGAGGAAUAUGUGGUGUUUGGAGUAGUUCUCUUCCUCUGGGAGCUGGUGCCAACGACGUUUGUGGUGCUGUUCUUCCGGGCUCAGAGACUGAGUCAGAACUUGACUCCGGCAGGAAUGGUCAAUAGUCAUAGUUACAGCUCCAGAGCCUACUUCUUUGACAAUCCAAGGCGCUAUGACAGUGAUGAUGACUUGUCACGGCUUGGGGCCAGAGAAGGCGGCUUGGCCACCCCUCAGUGCUCUGGCUGCUAUGGGUCCCUGGCUGGGAACGACAGCUACGCGGUGGGUCCCCAUCUCAGCGGAACUACUACAGACAGUGCCCCUUUGCUCUUUGCUGCAGGCGGCUCGGAGUUGAAUAAUCACCAUAGCUCAUGCCCUGCACCACAGAACUGAAGAGGCUGGAAGGGCCCUUUCUUCCUGAAGUGGCAUUCAUGUAUAGGAUUGUAAAUCUGGUUUUCUCUCUUCCUCUUCCCUGAAGCAUUUAACUCAUCGACACAAACAUUCCACUACCUGCUGUGGCCGUAAGCAGGACUGAACCUAUGGCUGCAGGCAGUAUGAACUGUGACUUUAAGGUACCAUGUAGCAAAGUGAAGCUGAACUCUCUGGAAGCUUUUUCUUGGUCUGGUCUUCAAGUUGUUGGCAGCUAAAUGCACCAGAGCUUCCUCACUAGAAAGAAACAUCAAAUGCAUAUUUGCACUUUUAUCUGCACACUUGGAAGGAAUGAAUCUUGCUCAGACUGUGCUUGGUCUGAGACUGUUCUAGUUACUCUUUUACUUGCACAUCUAUAGCUGGGAGAGGCACUGUCUUCCUGCAAAGGUUGGAGCUUCUAGACAUAUUCCAUGAAGUACUCUGCAUCCUGACUCACUUGGGGGUGUGAUGCUCUUUGUUAACUGAGCAUGUUAUGGGCAGGGACUCCUGCAAUGAAUGUUACAGCGUACUGUGCCAUAUUCACACCCUGCAGGGCUGAUGCCUCUGGGCUGAGUGUGGUUUUGCUCUGACUGCUGGUCCUUGUUUCACCUGAUUUGCUAUACUACUCUGAGGAGUGUGGAUUCAGAGCUAAGUUCAAAGCAUACCCAGAGUGAAGGCCUUUAACAUCUGAGACUGAGUGCUCCUGCUGGCAUUAAGAUCACUAAAUUGUAACCAACCCACUAGAUUAUGGUGAAGGAAGAAGGUUGGCUAGGGCAGUAGCUGCUGUCAAGUGUUUGGGGGUAGGUGGGUUGGGGGUAAGUGUUAAGAUUUUGUAGGCUGGCUUCUUCCAGGAAGGCUUAGGGAUAGAGCUGGGUCAGUACAAGUGUGUGUGUGUGUGUGUGUGUAAGAACACAUUUGACCAAAGUGCGUGUAAAACUAUAAUUACAAAACUAUGAUUACUCUACCCAAUGGGUUGUGAGAGCUGUCUCGUUUCCUCCUCUUCACUCAUGCCCCAUGCCCAAGUAUUAAGUUGCAUUUGGCAGAUAACCAAGCUUUUUAACCUGAGCAAAUGUGAACUAACAGGGUCCCCCACUAAGGUGGAAGAGGGCUCUGGUUGUGGAGACAGCAUGUGUUGUGUGAGGGAAUUGGGAAGCUGCAGAAAACUGGUCUCUGGGGUUUGUUCCCCUCCCUCAUCUCUGACUGUUCCCUCCCAUGCCCUUGAGCAGGCCACAGGACUUGUCACCAGUGCUUCAUGGUGUACAUGACUUGAACAUGCUGGGUCACAGUUUGGGAGGAUGUUGAUUUCAAAGUCACUUUCUGUUUCUCUUCAGCUAGCCAGAACAGGCAAGUUUAGACCUGGCCCAUAGCUGUGUAGGCUCUUGGAGACUAGAAGACUUUGCAUUUAAGACUUCAUGUUACUCAUGGCUUGUUUCUGAGCCCUGUGUGGGCAGCUUUGGACACAUGCUUAGAUGGAGUCACUGGUCCAGGGGGGACAGCUGCUCUGUCUCUGACCUCUUAGUGAAAAUUUGAACUGGAACUGCUUACCUGUCUGGAGCUGCUCCUGCUGUUCAAACAAGCAAGUCUAACACUGAAAGCUUGAAUUCAGAUCCUGCUGGGGCAGGGACUCAACUGUAUGGAGUGGUACUAAGCUGGCCUGGCUUUGUGGGUUGGGGAUGCUGUGGGCUGGGUGCUGGAGGGACUUUGAGGCAGCCUCAGUGUCUACAGCUGCAUGUGAGAACAUGCAAGUGCUGGGGCAGCUCUGACCUUUUCUCACUUGCUGUGUGCUCACUGGUAUAUCCUGGUCAACAUAUUAGCCACCUUGCUUCUACUGAGCUAGAUGUCACUUGUCACACUGAGAACACUGUGUCCCUCUGUCUGAUCCCCCUGGUCCUGGGCUGUGCUGGCUCAUGAGCCUGUACAUGCUAACCUGCUUUACUCUUGCUGCCCCAAAAGAGGAGUGACCUCUGCUUCUGUUUAGAGAAGGCUCUGAGACAGUGAUUUUUCACUGCAUCCCUCUUGCUCUCAUACUUGACCCAGAGAGCUCCACCAUGACUGCUGUGGCUUUCCUGGCUGCUUAAUCUUACAUGUUGUAAGAGACCUGUCCUCUUGCAUUGGCUGGGAUACAGAAACAGGUUGCUCCAUCUCAAUCACUGCUUGACUUAUGGCAAAGCUAAUGAAGGACUUGGGCUCCAUGUAUUGCCCUUCUCCCAUAAGUCACCAAAGACGAUAAGUGACGCUAGCGGCCCCUGUUCUUGCUUAAAUUCCAAAGCACUAGGAGCACUUUAAGAUUUUCUUGGAGGGAAGGGAGUGUAGUGCAAAAAAUAAUAAUAAAUUUAAAGGGCUACAGGCUCAUUGUUCAUAUUGCACUGAAGCACAUAACACCAAUAUGAUCUUCCUGGCAUUAGGAUCACAGGUCGGGGCAGUGAGUCUCGUUGCUAAGUGUACUCAUGAGUGACUGGCAAAGUGUUUUGGUUUUAUUCAUUUGUACGGAUGGCCGUUAAUUUCAAAACUGACAGCUCGUGUUGGAGCUGAUCUUGUGUUUUACUGAAGUAAUUUAUAGCUGAAAAGUACAAUGACUUUUUUAAUGCAUAGUUGCCUUUCAUUAAACUUUCUUUUUUUGGUAUGGUUUAACAGUGUUUUGGCUUUGCAGUCGGGCAGCAGCUGGCUGCAACAGGAAGCUGUGGCCAAUGAAUGUACCUAUUUGUUCUUCACUAAACUGUAACCAAGCA